AUGGAAGAUUUCCGAAAAAAACUUUAUGAAGAUAUUAUUAUCAAACAAAUAUCUCGUAAUAAUGAUGUUGAAACUGCACACAAAUGCAUCGAAACUCUGUCGAGAGUAGUAAAUAAUAUAAUUGACAGCCCUAAUGACGAGAGAAAAAGAAGAUUAAAAGAAAAAUCCAAAACAUUUCAAUCAAACAUAUGUGGGGCCCAAGGUGGCGUGGAAUUUCUUGUGAAAAUUGGAUUCAGGGCAAAAGUAAUAGAUUUUGAAAAAUUCUACGUCCUAGAACAUCCACUCACUGAUAAUCCCGAUUCUCCUGAGAUGGAAAAAUUGAAAGUUGCUCAAGAAAUACUCCAAGAUUUCUUGAAAAAAGUUAAGGAUCGUGCGGAACUGGCUUCCAAGAUGCAGGCCAAAGAAAAAGCUGCGGAGGAAUUAAGGAGAAAAGCCGUGUUGGAAAAAAUUGAUGAGGACAAAGAAAGGCGUGUAGCUGCCCGCGAAAGACUCCAAGCGAGAAGAAAAAGUCAAGAAGAACAAGAAACGACAAUUAACGAAGAAUCAAAUUCAGCGGAUGACAGCGCUGACACCGCUGACACCACUGACACACAGUCACAACCAGAACAAUUUUAUAGAGCCUAUCAUUCUUCCCAUUACCGCCAACCUAACCAAAAGCAAGACUAA
This is a messenger RNA of Acaulospora morrowiae, 666 nucleotides long. The record is from the annotation of a GenBank genome assembly. Lineage: Eukaryota; Fungi; Glomeromycota; Glomeromycetes; Diversisporales; Acaulosporaceae.